This is a messenger RNA of Oldenlandia corymbosa var. corymbosa, 1878 nucleotides long. The record is from the annotation of a GenBank genome assembly. Lineage: Eukaryota; Viridiplantae; Streptophyta; Magnoliopsida; Gentianales; Rubiaceae.
AUGGAUUUAGCAAUGGUUACACCAAUUUCUACUCACCAGCAAACGUUAUAUAGCUUGAAAACAAGAGGGCUUUCGUAUAAAUUGUCACCAACCAAAUGUGAAGAGUUGCUGAGUUGGGGUGGCCGUUGUCAUCAGGGAGAAAAAUCCACCAAUAGUAAGGAAAGGUACAUUUUGAAGAAUGUGAGUUGUGAAGUCAAACCAGGGGAAUUAACAGCAAUCGCAGGUCCUAGUGGAGCUGGAAAGACCACAUUGUUAGAGAUUCUCGCGGGCGUAACUGUCCCGUCUUCAGGGAUCACCGGCGAUGUGCUUGUGAAUGAUCGGCCCUUAAAUGUUGUGCAUUUUAGGCGAAUCUCGGGGUAUGUAACGCAAGAUGAAGCUCUGUUCCCACACCUCACUGUUGAAGAGACUCUUGUGUACAGCGCGCGCCUCAGGCUACGCUGUGGACCUGAGGCGGCGAGAGAAAGAGUUACGGAGCUGUUGAAAGAGCUUGGAUUAGACCAUGUUGCGGGUACAAGGAUUGGGAGUGAAUCCAGCAGAGGAAUUUCUGGAGGUGAGAAGAGAAGGGUGUCCAUUGGGGUGGAUUUGGUUCAUGAUCCAGCUGUAGUUUUGAUUGAUGAACCGACAUCGGGGCUUGAUUCCAAAUCAGCUCUCAAUUUGAUGCUGCUCCUCAAAUCUAUGGCUAAGAAGCAAGGGAAAACAAUCUUGAUAAGCAUUCAUCAACCAGGUUAUCGAAUUCUUGAAUUGUUUGAUAAGGUCAUUCUGUUAUCUGAUGGAAUUCUUCUUCAUGAUGGACCCUUGUGUUGCCUAGAAGAGAGGCUCAAGUCCUCCGGGCAUUGCAUUCCUCACCAUUUCAAUGUGCUUGAAUUUGCUAUUGAUGUCUCAGAAAGCCUGGAAAUGGAUGAAACUGACAUUGAGAGUUGUGAUGAUGAUCAGCUAGAUGAAAACAGUACCAAUGAUGAUCUUGUUGGGAAGGUUUCUGUUUUUGCCCAUGUCGAAGAAGAAUUGGAGCGAUUUUCUUACUCCAAUUCUCCACUCAAGGAGGUAUGGAUACUGUCUCAGAGAUUCUCAAAGAACAUUUUCAGAACAAACCAGCUUUUCGCGGCCCGAACAAUGCAGGCUUUGCUUGCUGGGAUACUAUUGGGGACAAUAUUCUUGCAUGCAUACAGCAAUGCCAAUAAGACAUCAAGCUUACAGAGCCAGAUUGGAUUCUUUGCAUUCACCCUGACAUUCUUGCUGUCUUCAACUACAGAAGCUCUGCCGAUUUUCUUGCAAGAAAAGAGGAUUUUAACAAGAGAGACCUCCAGAGGAGCCUAUAGGUUAUCUUCUUACAUCAUCGCAAACACCUUAGUAUUCAUUCCAUUCCUCUUGUUAAUAGCCCUUCUCUACACUACUCCAGUUUACUGGCUUGUUGGAUUGCGCCGUGAUAUUGAUGGAUUUCUGUAUUUCUGUCUGGUGGCUUGGAUGGUUGUCCUAAUGUCAAACUCAUUUGUAGCCUGUUUUAGUGCCAUGGUGCCGAAUUUUGUUUCAGGAAUGUCGCUGAUUGCAGGCGUGAUAGGAGCAUUCUUUCUCUUCUCGGGGUACUUCAUAUCGAAAGAAGAAAUGCCCAAGUAUUGGAGAUUCAUGUAUUACCUGAGUUUAUUCAAGUACCCUUUCGAAAGUCUGUUGAUCAAUGAGUUUGGUGGCAAGAAUGGGGCAACGAAAUGUGUCGAAGGUGCUGGAGGAUUCUGCUUGCUGUAUGGUCAUGAGUUCUUGAGGAAGCUAGGGAUAGAUGAGUCUAAGAAAUGGAAUAACCUAGUAGUGAUGCUGUUUUUCGUGGUGGUUUACAGAAUCCUAGGUUUUGUGAUUCUUUGGUUCAAAUCCUACAGGACUAGAAGUUAG